AUGAGGAACAAACUAGAUGAACAAUAUGGGAGAUUUCUUGAAAUGUUGAAGGAGUUCCAUCUUUCUAUCCCUCUUACUGAAUCCAUGACACAAAUGCCUAGAUAUUUCAAGUUCCUUAAGGAUAUCUUAAGUGGGAAGAGAGAUUGUAAUGAGAUAUAUUCGGUGGAGCUUGGUGAGUGUUGUGGUGCUUUGAUUCAAAAUGACCUCCCCAAGAAGAUGAAAGAUCCAGGUAAUUUCUCCAUUUCUUGCAAAAUCAAGAGUAAGUUGUUUGAGAAUGCUUUAUGUGAUUUGGGUGCUAGUGUGAGCAUAAUGCCCUUCUCAGUCUUCAAGAAGCUAAAGCUAGGAGAACUUAUUCCUACCAACAUGACUUUGCAAUUGGCCGAUAGGUCUAUCAAGUUUCCAAAUGGAAGAGUUGAGGAUGUUCCCCUAAAGAUAAGUGGUUUUACAAUCCCCGUUGAUUUCAUUGUGCUUGAAAUAGAAGAAGAUGACCACAUUCCAAUUAUCUUAGGGAGACCGUUCUUAGCUACUUCGGGAGCUUUGAUUGAUGUUAAGGGAGGCCAAAUUACCUUGAGAGUUGGUAACAAGAAAGAAAAUUUUGAGCUAAAACCAAUGCAUGAGUCCUUAUCUCUUGUGAAAGGAAUCAAGAGUGAUGAUUCCCUUCGUUCUUUUGACAAUGUGUAUGUGGUUGAUUCUUCAUCUAACAAUAUUCAUGAUAUUUUCGAUGAUGUGCUUGUGAGUUUUGAUUGCAUGAAAGUUAGUGAAGAUAAGAAGGAGCUUCCAAAGGCUAUGAACGAAGAGGAGAUAGACAUUCCUCAUUGGUUUGAGCUCUAA
Chenopodium quinoa (quinoa) is the source of this 831-nucleotide messenger RNA. RefSeq lists its product as uncharacterized. Bases 1 to 831 code for a protein of 276 amino acids. The record is from RefSeq and is a predicted model, not a curated record. NCBI's taxonomy places the organism in Eukaryota, Viridiplantae, Streptophyta, Magnoliopsida, Caryophyllales, Amaranthaceae. The transcript has a single exon.